Messenger RNA from Phytophthora nicotianae INRA-310, 1409 nucleotides. RefSeq names its product protein disulfide-isomerase domain. Gene Ontology annotation, molecular function: protein disulfide isomerase activity. Gene Ontology annotation, biological process: protein folding. The coding region runs from base 88 to 1179 and encodes 363 amino acids. The transcript has a single exon. The record is from RefSeq and is a predicted model, not a curated record. Gene Ontology annotation, cellular component: endoplasmic reticulum. NCBI's taxonomy places the organism in Eukaryota, Oomycota, Peronosporomycetes, Peronosporales, Peronosporaceae.
CACUAUUCAACGUGAUUACGGAAGAGGCCGCCUCUCAGUACAAAAGUCGCCAAGUUUCCCCCGAGUGUCCACGUACCAGAACCCAAGAUGCAGUUCCGCACCGCGUUGCUGGCGCUCGCGGCCUUCGCCUUCGCAGCACAAUGCGCACAAGCCGAACCUGUGAAGCUGACCGAGGCUACAUUCGAUCACCAAACGACCAAAGGCGUGUGGUUCGUCAAAUUCUACGCGCCGUGGUGCGGUCACUGCCAGAAAUUGGCACCGACCAUCGACGACCUGUCCGAAGCAGCGAAGGACAUUCACGUGGCCAAGGUGGACUGCACCAAGGAGCGCAGCGUCUGCGAGCGCUUCAGUGUAGGCUCGUACCCGACCCUCAAGGUCGUGACCGACGGCAAGUCGUACGACUACAAUGGCCGUCGCGACGUGGACUCCAUGCUCGCGUACGCUACCGAGGGCUACAAGAAGGACUUUGGAGAGCGCAUUCUGUCCUACGCUGAGUUUGUGGAGCAGCGCAAGGCCGCAGCUGCCGAGCACGAGGAGAACGAGCGCAAGAGCGCUGUCGUGCACCUCACCACCACAUCGUUCGAAGAGCAGGUGCUGCCUGGCAAGGAUCCGUGGCUCAUCAAGUUCUACGCGCCCUGGUGUGGCCACUGCAAGCGCCUCGCACCUACUUGGAACAAGCUCAGCCGCACUCUCAAGGAGAACGGCAGCAACGUCCGUGUGGCCAAGGUGGACUGCACUGUGCACCGCCGCGUGUGCUCGCGCUUCGGUGUAAACGGCUACCCGUCGCUUUUCUACAUUAACGAUGGACAGGUGUACAGAUACAAGGGCGGUCGCUCGCUCCCUGCGUUCCUUGACUUUGUGGAGAGCGGCUGGAAGAAGGCCGAGUCGACUGGACCGAUCCCUGAGGAGGGUUUCUUCUCCAAGAUCGUCGAUAUUACCAUCGAGUGGGCCACGGAGCACACUGUGCUGGCUGUUCUGGCAGGCAUCCUGGUAAUCGCCAUCGUUGUGGCCAUCUUGGUGGCUCUGCUGGACUACUGGCUUGGUGCUGACGAUGUGGCGCAGUACAAGAAGGCUCUGGACGAGAAGGAAGCGGAACAGAAGGACGGUGAGGAACUCCCGCCUAAGGUGCCGUCUGCAGCGGAGGCCAAGAAGACUGGCCAGAAGCCCAAGGACGAAUAACAGGAUUACGUAGGGUCUAUGCUGCUUGAAACGCUGAUCGAUAGAAAGGAGAAAAAAAAUAGCCGCCUUACAGGCAGACUGCAUGUAGCUAGUACGUUAGUUAGGACCUCAUCAAGGAUCGACAAUGAGCAUGUACAGCUUUCCGCACUUUCGUAGCGAUCUUUAUGUUGCAGGGGUGUUUACGACGGACGUCCAGUAUUCGAUGACCUCCAGGAACCACAUUGGCUCAC